Messenger RNA from Aspergillus wentii DTO 134E9, 2937 nucleotides. Its product is annotated as putative mucin family signaling protein Msb2. Bases 1 to 2937 code for a protein of 978 amino acids. Gene Ontology annotation, biological process: osmosensory signaling pathway via Sho1 osmosensor; signal transduction involved in filamentous growth; hyperosmotic response. Gene Ontology annotation, molecular function: osmosensor activity. The transcript is spliced from 2 exons. Gene Ontology annotation, cellular component: site of polarized growth; cell surface; extracellular region. NCBI's taxonomy places the organism in Eukaryota, Fungi, Ascomycota, Eurotiomycetes, Eurotiales, Aspergillaceae. The record is from RefSeq and is a predicted model, not a curated record.
AUGUGUUUUGGCCACCGUAUUUACUCGUACCAGAGUGGGGCCAGCCCCUGCCCCCCACCACCAGUGCCAUCCGCACUUUUGACUGUCCUGUCCCUCGGAGGGCUGGAUUUGGCCGCGGCCAAUGAAGCGCCAAACACCCAGGCAUUGAAGCCUCGAUACUAUGUUCCUGGGGAGUUUAAGAGGAACCUCGACGGAGCCCACGUUGUUCGGGGUGAAUCUUCCCAAUCCUUCCAAUCCUUCAGCCAACACUCGUCGAAUGGCUUCGGAGGGUUCUUGCAAAAUCUAUUCGGUGGCCACGAAAGCUCAAGCCCACCUGCGGCCCCGUCUGCGGAAGUUGUGGUCGUGCCCCUCACUAUCUCAGUCGAUGCCCAGGGCGUGACACAUACCAUCACUGGCACCCCCACAAACACACCCACCGGUGCCAAUGCCGCAGCGGCAACCACAGUGACCAGCUCGACAUCCACUUCGGAGCCCGCUGUUGCCUCUACUCCUGUCAGCUCUGCCGUGCCAUCUACUACCCCUUCAGAAGCCGCAUCGAAUGACUUGACCAGCCCUGCUGCCAGUGUCUCUUCCGAAGCAGUUACCUCUCCUACUCCUACCUCUACUAGCGGUGGCUUGCUCGCUGACGUAGGCAACUUGCUGGGUGGAGAUUCGAGCAGCUCGAGCACUUCUAGUAGCUCCAGCGCUGUCCCAGCUAGCUCCACCCCUCAGCCCGCUGUUUCGCCGUCGACCACUGCCGCCCCCACCACUACAAGCAGCGGUGGUUUGCUCGACAGUGUCGGCAACUUGCUGGGAGGAGACUCCAGCAGCUCUGGCACCUCCAGCGGCUCUUCUUUCCCAGCCAGUUCUAGCGCCUCUGCUUCACCAACCACUACUUCAAGCAGCGGUGGUUUGCUCGAUGACGUCGGCAACUUGUUGGGUGGAGGCUCUACCACCAGCAGCGGCUCUUCGUCCCCAGCCAGAUCAAGCGCAUCUGUCUCUCCAACUACCACUUCGAGCAGCGGUGGUUUGCUUGACGAUGUUGGCAACUUGCUAGGAGGAGGCCCUUCUACUACUGGCUUUUCUACCCCAGCCAGCACAAGCGCAUCUGCUUCACCAAAGACCACUUCAAGCAGCGGUGGCUUGCUCGACGACGUUGGCAACUUGUUGGGUGGCGGCUCUACUACCAGUGGCUCUUCUACCCCAGUUAGCUCCCGCGCAUCGCCGUCAGCCACUGCCUCGAGCAGCGGUGGAUUGCUCUCCGACCUUGGUAACUUGCUGGGAGGCGACUCGAGCUCUGCUGCCUCUAGCAUCCCUGCCAAUUCGACUACCCCUGCCAGUAAAGUGGGUUCCUCUAGCACCCCUUCCUCCGCUUCCGCAACCCCAACCUCCUCGAGCUCCGGUUUGCUCGGCGACCUCGUCGGAGGCCUUCUUGGAGACCACACCACCGGUCGUCCAGCAAAUGCUACCGCCAAGAGCAGCGGUCUUUUCUCUGGAUCCGCUGCUAGCAUUUCCGCGACCCCAACCCCUUCAUCGUCUUCUGGUCUUAUUGGUGGCAUCUUGUCGGAUCUCCUGCCCUCUGGAAACUCAUCAGGUGGUCUUCUGCCCACUAUUCCCAUCAGUAUCCCCGCUUCGGCGGCACGUCCAUCUUCGUCUGGCGGCCUCCUCGGCGGCGUAUUGAGCAGCGCUCUCGGCCUUACCCCCGGAGCUUCCGGCAGCCCCAUUCCCCUGAGUAGCCUGAUUCCAGGAGCAUCUGGUCUGCCCAGCAGUCUCCGCCCUGGAUCUUCCAACUCUUCUAACAUCGCUGGAUUCCCUGCCACCAUGAUCAGCCCCAGCGUGCCAUCCUCUACCAGCGGCUCCGUCCGCCCUGGAAGUUCGGGAUCUGUGAUUCCCUCCCCUAGUCGCUUGAGCUCAAUUAGAGUAUCCUCGUCCGCGGUGCCUACUAGCAAGGCUACACCAACCCCUACACCCACUUUUACACCCACACCCACUCCUACUCCGACGCAGGAGUCCACGGUCACUGAGCAGACAACCCACACUGUGAUGCCGACUACCACCGAAAACAAUGACUUUGUCCCUUCCACCAUUCUUGUCCUGCCUCCAACCACUACGACCGAAGAAACAGCCACUCACGCAACGGCCACUACUACCACUUCCGCGCCACAGCUCCCUGGAUCCAUCUCGCCUGCCAACGGUAUUACUAACCCCCCGGCAAACUCGACUUUGAUUCAGAUUGGAUUCAACGGCAACCUGAGAUAUGACUUCGUGGCCGCGCAUACUCUUUCUUCCUCGCAGAUCUUCCUCUACGUGCCGCAGGGUCUUGAAUACGCUCUGGAACUGCUUGCCAGCGAGGUUGCCAUGUUUAUUAUUGAGCCAUACAACAACUCUGCUGUCACCGGCUACAUCGCCACUGUUGCACUGGCAUACAUUCCAACUGAUCAAGUGGAGACCUUGAGGACCAUGCUCCACAAUCCAGCCUCCAGGCUCUACGAACAGCCCAGUGCAUCUGUCAAGUCCUUGCUUGCCAUGAUUGACCCCUCGAUUCCCCUGGUUGUCGGUGACAUGGGCACCUCAUCGAGCGGCAACGGCGGAUCCAGCGAUGGUGGAUCAUCCAAUGGAAACAGCAACAACGACGGAAACAAUGACUCCAACGGCUCUGCAGAUGCUGGUGCUGGUGGCAGCUCCUCUACCCGUGGCAGCUCUGUCGGUAUUGGUGUCGGUGUCGUCGCCGGUGCUGCUGCGUAUGGUGCCGGUAUGUUCUGGGUUGCUCGUCGCUACCGCAAGAAGCGUCAAUUGCACCAGCGCUCGAGCUCAAACGUUGAGCAGAUGAGUGAGGGCCGUGGUGGUGGCUCCCUCUUCGCAACCGGUGGACGUAUCUCCGGUACCAGCCGAGGUAGUAACCGAACCCAGAUGAUUAGCGCACCUGUCAUGGCUGAGAACUCCCUGGGAUGGAACUAA